AUGCCACUCCUGUUUCCAGUGCUCGAGAGCUGUGUGGUGGUUGCGACCAGGGUCGGGAUGCUCCCAGUCAUGUACGACCUGCUUCCAGGCAGUUGCUCCCAUCUUGCGGCUGAUUUCUGGCACGACCACAGAUGGCUCAACAGGAACAGGACUGCCCGAGCCAUUUGUCAUGGCAUUCAUCAGCAAGGAGCCCUGGAGUGGAACUACAGCCCCAUGGCCACUUCCAACUGUAGGUGUGUGGCCACACAAAUCAACCAUAGUCACUGUGACUCAGCCUCAUUGGAGUUGAUUUUCACUGGGCAUAAAUUGAGCCAAAACUUUACAAUACCUGUAGCAGGCUUUGCAGUCUGCUACAUGGGGUUCGUGGGAGCGAUCCAGGAGAUCCCUGAGACUUUUCAGGGAUUGUGCCUCGGACCCUUCUGGACCCUUUUGAUGCCAUCACAUCUAUCACAUCUUAUCAACGUGCACGCGUGCUUCCCUGCCCUCGCCUUUUGUGCGCCCAAAGAAGAUGCGUCCCCUUGUUCUUUCCUUCCCUCGCCCCUUCCCUCAACACUCUCUGCGUCUCAGUCUCCGCCGUUGAUGUGGGUGUCGCUUCGCCCGCGUUCCCCUCGUUUUCUGCGUCCUCACCGCCUGGGGGAAACACUCUGCCUCUGUUGUGUCUAUGGCUUACAUGCUGUUAUCACCUGCAUCUGCCUCGAGGUGCCUUUCUUCACGAUUUCGGCCAUCCUUCUCUUGUUUGGCGGGCAUCCCCUUGACCUUUCUCUGCACUGUCUGUUUCAUAUAGAGGUGAGUGGAUCUUCUUUGGAUCCUUUUCCAACUUUCUCACUUCCACUCCGUUUUGAAGAUUUCGCGUGCGCUUUUGUCGCUCGUCCCUUUGGCCUCCGACUUCUCCUAGGCCCAUGUGCACCCCCCUCACCCGUAUCUGGUCUGUUGCGUCUUAUUGGCGUCGUCUCAGCACCCCCCAGUCCUCUGGUAGGAGGACCAGUCUGCAAUCCGCGAGUUCACUUGCGAAGUUUGCUGGACUGCAUCCUGCUCAACUCGUCUGACACUUUGGUUUAUCCGAGUGCCAGCGAGCGAGUCGCUGUCGACUUCCCAGCAGACUCUGACAGGCUUCAACUGGGUUUUCGAAGACAUCAAUUCACCUCAGAUCGUGCGAUCACUUGGCAGCUGCAACAGCUCCUCCCUCCAAGCUCGCUUGACUGCCGCAAUGGCUCCUCACUUCAGCUUCCUCGAUUGAUCUCUGCAGCGAAUUUCAUAUAUGUGGUGAGUAGAUCUUCUGUUGAUCCUCUUCAACUUCCUGAUUUUCAAUCGCUGGUGAAGGGUUCACAUGCACCUUCACUCGCGUACCCGUUGAUUACAGGCGAGAUUGCCUCUGGCAGCAUGUUUUUUGGCGGCAUGUCCUCUGGCAGACAUGCCAUAGACCACACUUUCUCCACCACCGUUGCCCACUUUGCAACCGUUUCCUAA
Laccaria bicolor S238N-H82 is the source of this 1467-nucleotide messenger RNA. RefSeq lists its product as uncharacterized. The transcript has 5 exons. Bases 1 to 1467 code for a protein of 488 amino acids. The record is from RefSeq and is a predicted model, not a curated record. Lineage: Eukaryota; Fungi; Basidiomycota; Agaricomycetes; Agaricales; Hydnangiaceae.